UCAAUUGUGGAUCGCCUGAACACAUGAAGAAAGAUUGUAAUGUUGGAACGAAGUGCUUCAAGUGUGACGCUGUAGGCCAUAUAUCAACAAGUUGCCCGCAGUCAGUAAAAUUGGUGCGAGUGGUUAAAGAUUCCAAACGGCUCAAGAACAUUAUAUUAAAUGGUUUUGAAGUUGCGUGCCUGGUUGACACGGGUGCUGAUGUUACGAUUGUGAAGCAUUCUGUGUACAUGAAGCUAGUUGAUGUUGUGUUAAGUCCAUGUCGUUCUUUGUUGCGUGGACUGGGCAAAACGGGCAUUGUGCCGCUGGGAAUAUUUACGGGAGCUGUUCAAAUAGACGAUAUGGAGACUGUGCAAAAUUUCAUCGUGGUGGCAGAAUAGAAGAUGAUGCUCUACUGGGAUAUGACUUUCUCGCAAAGUUUCAAUUUACACUGGAUGCAAAUGGGUUUAAGUUUUCGUCGUUGUCAGCUUGCCCGGAAAUAGCUGACGUUAAUCAGAUAAGUAUUCAUGAUUAUGAUUGUACUGUAAGUAAUGUGAAUGCUCCUCUCCAGUUUGCACCCAUGAUACGGAAUCUGAUAGAGGAAUAUCGGCCAACCUCGCUACUUGUUGAGUCACCUGUGCAGCUAAGAGUUGUCCCGGAUGACAAAAUUAAACCAUUUCGCCAUCAACCAAGUCGACAUCCUCCAGUUGAAGCUGAAGCCGUUAAAAAGCAAGUUGAUGAUUGGUUGAAAGAAGGAAUCGUUCGACCAUCUACCUCCAGCUUCGCCAGCAGAACCGUCGUAGUGAAGAAAAAAGACGCCACUUA
This is a messenger RNA of Bactrocera oleae (olive fruit fly), 801 nucleotides long. NCBI's taxonomy places the organism in Eukaryota, Metazoa, Arthropoda, Insecta, Diptera, Tephritidae. The record is from RefSeq and is a predicted model, not a curated record.